Scomber japonicus (chub mackerel) is the source of this 1836-nucleotide messenger RNA. Its product is annotated as crystal protein. The record is from RefSeq and is a predicted model, not a curated record. Bases 1 to 1836 code for a protein of 611 amino acids. Gene Ontology annotation, molecular function: cholinesterase activity. Lineage: Eukaryota; Metazoa; Chordata; Actinopteri; Scombriformes; Scombridae. The transcript has 8 exons.
AUGGAGAGCUGGCACUGUUUGCUGCUGCUGUGCACACUAAGUUUAGCUUUGGCCUCUGGAGAUGUGACGAAAAAUGAUGAUGGCAUCGACCUUGUCAGCUUUCUGAGAAGAAUCUACUCCGGGCUGCUGUUGAGAGAUGAGCCGUUCAUCAUCAACCGAGACUUUGAGAUAAACUCCCUCAAGGAGCUGAGAAACCCAGAGGUCCUCUCAAUCACAGAGGAAACCAAGGACAAACCAGUCAAUCAGGAUACAAAUGGGGCUCCUGGACCUUUGGUGUUAACCAAAGAUGGCCAGAUCAAGGGGAUUACAGUGGAUAAAGCCCAUAUAUUCUAUGGGAUACCAUAUGCAGACCCCCCUGUUGGAGCCUAUCGCUGGAAGGCCCCCAGACCUGUGAGUCCUUGGCCGGGUGUUUAUGAUGCCACCUACCCCAGAGCAGCAUGUAUGCAGGCCUGCAGUGGACCCAUCAUUGAAGAGUGUCCUCGAAUAGUCAGCGAGGACUGUCUGUACCUCAACAUCUUCGUCCCUCUGGAUAUAAACUUCAGCUCGCCUCUGCGGACUCCACUGCCUGUCAUGGUAUGGAUCCAUGGCGGAGAUUUCAUUGCUGGCACUGCCUCUAAGCCGCUGUAUGAUGGACGUUUCUUCAGUAACUUCACCCACACUGUUGUUGUAAGCCUGGAAUACCGACUGGGUGCAUUUGGUUUCCUCGUGUCGGGCAAAGACCCUCACACUUCAGCUUCAGGGAAUUAUGGGAUCUUGGACCAGCAGGCGGCUCUCCUUUGGAUCCAACAGAACAUUGCUGUCUUUGGAGGUGAUCCUAGCAAGGUGACAGUAUUUGGAGAGAGUGCCGGUGCUCAGUCAGUGAGUCUUCACCUGAUGAUUCAGAGUAGCCAGCCUCUGUUUAAACAAGCCGUCCUGCAGAGUCUGCCCUUCUCCAUCCCUCUGAAGACCAGACAUGAUGCUCUGAGGCUGGGGAAAAACUUUGCUAAACAGACCAACUGUUCUGUCAGUGACAUCGUCUGCCUGCUGUCUCUCACUCCGCAGGCUGUCCUGGCUGCCCAGAUGAAAACAAGUUCCAAGAUUGUGAACCCGUUCAGGUUCCUGGAGGUUUUUGAGACGUGGGGCCCCUAUAUCGAUGGGGAGUUAAUAAAAGAGCAGGCUGUCACUGCAUUCCAGAAGGGCCACUGGCAGAAAGAGAAGCCAGUGCUGCUGGGUACAACCUCAGAAGAGGGGGUGAUCUUUGUGUAUGGUGUCUUCAGCAAGCCUGUCUCUGCACUGGAGUCCACUGUGUACAUAACAGCCAUCUUUAAACAACAUGCACUGCGGAUCCUACACAAGUACCUGCCCCUGUACAGGGAUGCCGACCGCAGGGAUAUGCUAGCUCAGAUCGUCACAGACUACGUCUUCCUCUGUCCAGCCAGGAGGUCGGCACGUGCCGCCAAAGCGGCGGGCAGCAAGGUGUGGAUGUAUGUGUUCGACCACGUGGCUUCAGACCACCACGUCUGGUCAGGUCUGACUUUCUGCUACCAGCACGCCUGCCACGGUGCCGAGCUGCCCUUCCUCUUCAACUCUGCCCCGGUGGCCAACUUCACUAUGACCCUACCGGAGAGGCUGCUGUCCAAUCGGAUGCUGUGCUACUGGGGCGCGCUCUCCCACACCGGCGAUCCUUCCUCGCGGGUCCAACAGACGACUUUCUGCCGGGAGCAGCGUCUACCCGUUUGGCCGCGGUACUCUGACACCAGUGGCUGGUUGGUCAUGAACCUGACGGUGCGUUCACAUGCACAAGUGGAAACCAGGAACCAUAUAUGUGACUUCUGGGACCAGCUUGGCAUCUACUAG